AUGGCUCGUCGCGGUGCGCGAAAAGCUAAGGCUCAAGCCGGGCAAGAACCUAGCGCCGAACACUUCUCAAAGUCCAAGACUCUGCCUGGCUGGGAGUGCGAGAUAUGUCGUCCUCGUCCACCGGUCUUAAACAUCACGCAAGCUCUAGCGCACGAACAGACGGCUGAGCACUCGGCAGCCGUAGCCGCGUGGUGGUCGGGUCCUCUUCAGCCAGACGCUGCAACUUGGGAUGCCCCCGUGCAACCUGAACGCGACUCGCCCGAAGCACGACAACUUCGGGGGCUCGAACACCGCGGGUGGGUAGACAUGGCGGGAGAACGCGUCGGAUUCUGGUUGAGAGGGAUUGAGAGAGCCGAGAGGGGCGAGGAGCCGGAGAGUAUGGACAAGUUUGUGGAGGAUUUGGAGAGAGCGCGGGAGAAAAGGGCGCUCGAUAGUGAUUGGGGUGCGCCGCCGGCCCCCGAUGGGUGGGGAGACGGUGCGAAGUGGUCGAAUGAUGGGAAGAAUGGGUGGGGAGCUUGGGAUCAGGGGGACGCAGGAUGGGGAGAGACGAGCGCUCAGGCAAAGGGCAAAGGAAAGGCACGGGAUAACACGGCUGGACAGGGUAGUUGGGACGCUUGGGACGCUGCUGGACCAUCGCGAGCAACGCCAGUCCAGGACAACCCUGCUGGUCAGAACGGCUGGGACUUAUGGGACCCAAAGGAGCAGGCGAAUGGGGCGAAUGGAACUCCUUUGGGCGCGUCACGGCGCGAUAAUUCAGCAGGACAGAAUGGCUGGGAUCUUUGGGACCCUGUUCCAGACGGCGCAGACCCCUCACCGAUUACGGGAUGGGCUGCCGAUGACAAUCCGGGUGGACAGCACGGCUGGGCGCCAUGGGACCCUACGCAAGCGCACGAUGCCGACGAUGGUUGGGCUGCACAUGAUAGGACAAAUCAGUACGAGUGGGAACCUUGGGAUCCCACAGCAGAAGCGAGCAGGGGAACGACGAUCAAGAAGCCUUCGAAUAAGGCUUGGGCUCAGCCGAAUCUCUGGGUACACCCUGCGGCCAGUCGCGAGUCGAGUCCUGCGAGUGUUGGGAAGGUUGCGCGGCAAAGUAGACGGCAACGGCAACCGUUCUCAAAGACCCAGGUCACGACAGAUCAUCGGCGAGGUUAG
Messenger RNA from Peniophora sp. CBMAI 1063, 1152 nucleotides. The record is from the annotation of a GenBank genome assembly. NCBI's taxonomy places the organism in Eukaryota, Fungi, Basidiomycota, Agaricomycetes, Russulales, Peniophoraceae.